CUCACAAGUCACAAUUUUUUCACCCCAAACCCCAUAAAUCAUCCAUAGCCAAACAAAACUCUCAUUUCACAACUAAGAAGAGAUUCACUAAUUAUCAGGGCAAUAAAAAAUGGCAGAUAUUUCACAUCUUGAAAAAAUGGGAAGAGAGCUCAAGUGUCCCAUCUGCUUGAGUCUGUUGAAUUCGGCUGUUUCACUUACAUGCAAUCAUGUAUUUUGCAAUUUAUGUAUUCAGACUACUAUGAAAUCAGGGUCCAAUUGUCCAGUGUGCAAAGUUCCUUUUCAUCGCAGAGAAAUCCGACCUGCUCUGCACAUGGAUAAUUUGGUGAACAUCUAUAAGAACAUGGAAGUUGCUUCAGGAGUCAAUAUAUUUGUUACUCAAACCAAUCCGUCAUCCAGAGUAUCAGGUGAAGACAACCAAUCUAAUGGCAAACAAACUUGUGGACUCCCAGAUGAAGGUAAAACUGUAACUGAGGCUCCAGCCACAGAUAAUCAGAAAAGAAAAAGAGGGAAAGGGUCAAAAAAAUCUUCAGAGUGCAACAAAAAGAAUACCGGAUCAAAUCUUAUUAGACCUUCUUUUCCGACAAAAAAGAGAGUGCAGGUGCCAAAAUAUCCACCUCUAGAGACUCCGCCACCCGCAAAGUUGGCUGGUGGAAAUGGUAAAUCCAUCACCAACGAAGCUCAGAAACCUUUGGUGAUUGAGAAAGACAGGUCUAUGCUAAAUGAAAAAGGAGAACCAGUACUAUCUCCAUUCUUCUGGCUGAGAGAAGAAGAGGAUGUAGAAAGGUCAAGUCAGCAAACAGAUGGAUACAUUAUCAUGGAUACACCUCCAGUUAUUCCAUGCUUCAGUGAUAUAAAGGACAUGGAUGAUGAGGUCCACUGUGAAAUGUCUCCAAAAAGUGGAACUCGUAAUGCAGCAAAUGGAGCAGAUCUUUUUGACAGUGAGAUGUUCGACUGGACACAAAGAGCUUGCUCUCCUGAACUUUCUUCAAGCCCCUACAAGACGAAGAUUAAAGAUACUGAUUGUGCUGCAGCUCAAGAGAAGACUCGAUUGCCCUCACUAAAAAGGCAUAGUGUGGAAUCAGCAACUCAGGACAGAACAACUGUGGUAAAUGUAGAGGGUACUGAUAAAGAACAACUGAAGUCACACUCUUUAUUUCCUCUUGAAAAUGAAAUCACUGGUACCAAAGGUGUCGUUUGCAAUUCUAGCAAGAGUAAGGCACUUAGAUGCACUAAGAAGAAACAAGGCAAGAAAAUAAUUGGUGAAGUGUCAGAAUUUCAUAAUAACUUACAAAAAGCAGCUGAAAAAACUAUGAAGAACAAUCAGGAAGAUGCCUAUGCACUUAACUCAAAGAACAAAGAUUUGAAAAACAAGAAAAAGGGUAGUUCCGCUACAAAUGUCACAGGGUCAGCAAUAGAAGACAUUUCCACUUCAUGUCGUGCUAAAAGACUUCGCAAGAGCAGUCAGCCCAAGUCCUUCGAUAUGUCUACUCUUGGAGAUCAGGAAAAACACAGUGAAGGAAGCAUUGAGACACUUGACUUGAAGGCAUGUCAUAAACAGGACCAGAGAUCUAUUGGUGAACAAAAUAAAAUUCGUUUUAGACCAAAGUGCAGACAGAGAACUGCUAAAGAUAACAUUACACAAAUCCAAGAUGAACCUUUGCAUUUGGCAGCAAAUAGAUUGCUUCCCAUGCAUAAUGAUGGGGAAGCUACUCCUUCUGGUACACAAAUCAAGACAUGUGAGCUUGAGUGUGAUGGCAAGCUUCAUGGUAAGAAAAAAGUGAAGUUUUCUGAAGAUGAGCAGCUUGCUGACAAGGAAAAUAUUACACUUGAAAAGAUUCAGAAGAGAGUGCAUAAAUCAUUGGAAACAGAGAAAUCUGUUUCGGACGUGAAUGGAUUGGUUUUGCGGAAGUGUGAGGCAAGCAGCAACAAGAUCCAGUGUGCCUUCUGCCGUUCAGCAGAGGAAUCUGAGAUUUCAGGAGUCAUGAUAAGCUACCUUAAUGGAAAACCUGUUAAAGAAGAUGUCAAUGGAGUAUCUGGUGUUAUACAUGUGCAUAAGCAUUGUGCAGAAUGGGCCCCUAAUGUAUAUUUUGAAGAAGAUGAUGCGGUCAACCUUGAAGCUGAGCUGAAGAGGAGUCGGAGGAUUACUUGUUUUUUCUGUGGAGUAAAAGGAGCAGCUCUUGGGUGUUAUGAGACGAGUUGUCGCAAAAGCUUUCAUGUUCCUUGUGCCAAGUUGACACCAGAGUGUCGAUGGGAUUAUGAUAACUUUGUUAUGUUAUGCCCUUUGCAUGCCAACUCUAAGCUGCCAUGUGAGGUCCCUGGAAAGCAGUCCCGGAUUAAAGAAAGUAUCAAAAGAAGUUCUAAUAUCCACCAGCCUAAAGUCUCAGCAACACCUGAUAAUGCUGCUACUUCGCAGUGGAAGUCUCAGAAGAAGAAUAAGAGCUUGGUGCUCUGUUGUUCAGCUCUAACUGCUGAUGAAAAAGAGCUUGUUUCUUCAUUAAAGAGGUUGUCUGGAGUGACAGUAGUCAAGAACUGGGACCUAAGUGUCACCCAUGUUAUUGCUUCUACAGAUGAGAAAGGGACAUGCCGAAGAACUCUCAAAUACUUGAUGGGUGUCUUGGCUGGGAAAUGGAUAUUGAGCAUUGACUGGAUUAUUGCUUGCUUGGAAGCCACAGAAUUUGUUGAUGAGCAGCAAUAUGAGAUUAAAAUGGAUGCUCAUGGCAUCAUGGAUGGCCCUAAGCUUGGAAGAUCGAGGAUUUUAAACAAGCAACCAAAGCUUUUCAAUGGAUACAAGUUCUUUUUUAUGGGUGGCUUUUCACCUUCCUACAAGAGCUAUCUACAUGACCUUGUUAUUGCUGCUGGAGGAAUUAUCCUCAACAGGAAGCCUGUAGCAGUGAAUCAGGAAAUUCUUUCACCUGGAUGCCUUGCACCUUUUGUAAUUUAUAGUCGCGAGCAACUUGAUAAGUCUGAAGUAAUAGAAAAAAAACGAUCUGAUGCAGAAGCUUUGGCUAGUUCCACCGGAGCUGUAGCGGCCAGCAGCACUUGGAUUCUGAACUGCAUUGCUGGCUCCAAGUUGCUGGAGCUGGAAUAGUGUAAAAAUUUCUAGCUAAGUUUUUCACAUCAUUCAGCACCGCAGGCAAGACUUAGCCUUUUUGUCUCUAGUUUUAUAAAGCAUCAGUCUGUAAAGUUUAUCUAAUCAUUCAGUUACUUGUACCCAAAAUAUCUUGAUGAAUAAGUUAAAAGAUUCAAUUAAAUUUCAGUUUACUUUGCAUA
This is a messenger RNA of Nicotiana attenuata, 3270 nucleotides long. Its product is annotated as protein BREAST CANCER SUSCEPTIBILITY 1 homolog. Gene Ontology annotation, molecular function: ubiquitin-protein transferase activity. Bases 110 to 3088 code for a protein of 992 amino acids. Gene Ontology annotation, cellular component: BRCA1-A complex; plasma membrane; BRCA1-BARD1 complex. The transcript has 14 exons. Gene Ontology annotation, biological process: positive regulation of transcription by RNA polymerase II; negative regulation of fatty acid biosynthetic process; double-strand break repair via homologous recombination. The record is from RefSeq and is a predicted model, not a curated record. Lineage: Eukaryota; Viridiplantae; Streptophyta; Magnoliopsida; Solanales; Solanaceae.